AUGGCCCGUACCAAGCAAACCGCUCGCAAGUCCACUGGUGGCAAAGCCCCUCGUAAGCAAUUGGCAGCCAAGUCCGCUGCUCGCAAGACCGCACAAGCAAGCACUGGUGGUGUCAAGAAGCCCCAUCGUUUCCGUCCCGGUACCGUCGCUCUUCGUGAGAUCCGUCGGUACCAGAAAUCAACGGAGCUGCUCAUUCGCAAGCUCCCCUUCCAACGACUUGUUCGUGAAAUCGCACAGGAUUUCAAGACUGACCUGCGCUUCCAAUCAUCUGCCGUGAUGGCUCUUCAAGAAGCCGCUGAGGCAUACCUCGUCUCGCUGUUUGAGGACACCAACUUGGCAGCCAUUCAUGCUAAGCGUGUCACUAUCCAACCAAAAGAUCUUGCUCUUGCACGGCGGCUUCGCGGCGAGCGUUCGUAGAGGGUUUUAUUUAUUAGUGGUUGAGUUGUAUUCUAUUGUAUUAUCUAUUUUUCGUACUACCGACUGGACUAUUUUGACAUGCAAUCUGCAAUGAUGAGCGGAUUCCACAUACCACAAUGCUUUCCGAAGUCCUGAACAUGAUCUCUUAGUGAAUUCAGCCG
This is a messenger RNA of Suillus clintonianus, 578 nucleotides long. RefSeq names its product histone-fold-containing protein. Gene Ontology annotation, molecular function: DNA binding; protein heterodimerization activity; structural constituent of chromatin. The record is from RefSeq and is a predicted model, not a curated record. Lineage: Eukaryota; Fungi; Basidiomycota; Agaricomycetes; Boletales; Suillaceae. Gene Ontology annotation, cellular component: nucleosome. The transcript is spliced from 4 exons. Bases 1 to 417 code for a protein of 138 amino acids.